This is a messenger RNA of Apodemus sylvaticus (European woodmouse), 1797 nucleotides long. RefSeq names its product schlafen family member 12-like. Bases 513 to 1655 code for a protein of 380 amino acids. NCBI's taxonomy places the organism in Eukaryota, Metazoa, Chordata, Mammalia, Rodentia, Muridae. The record is from RefSeq and is a predicted model, not a curated record. The transcript has 2 exons.
AUCUGAGGCAGGGAGGAUCUUCCUUCCCUGCUGGGGAGUGCUUUGCCUAUCUUGAGCCUGGGACUGGAGGGCUCUAGAGGCUUUAACAAGGGCACCUGCUCUCCUGAGCACAGGGACUGCCUUGCUGCUCUGGGAAAGCCUGAGGCAGGUAGAGAUGAGAAGUCUGAUUGCUGAGCUGUGAGCUUUGUGUUUCAUUCUGACCAAUAGAAAACCCCGUGGCUCCUCCUGCUUUCACUUCCUGGAGGGAGGGUGAUUAAAGAUACAGGCAGUUCUGGGAUUUUUCAGUCUGGCGAACAGGGCUGAAGUGGGAUCCAUCUGUGCAGUGCUGUAAUGCAUCAAAGGACAAAGAACUCAGGUGGGCUUAGAGGUGAGCACACAGCCAGGACUGCGGUUAGAACUCUUCCAAGUGCUAAAGCCCACCUGUGAAGGCAUCUGCUGGCCAGGACUUGCUGCAGACAGAGGGUCUUUCUCAGGUGACACUAGCCUCCCUCACCAAGGGGCUGACUGCUGGCAUGGGCACUGGACUUCAGGGAACUGAGCAAGAAAACCACACAACUCACAGGAAUGACAUUCAUCUGGAAAAUGCAAAGGCUGCUGGGAAAAUGGGCAUCAGUGUUGAUCUGGAAGCCAAAUAUGCUAAGCUGGGUCUAAAUCUAGGAGCACUCACACUUGGACAGAAAGAUAGACAGAAAAUGAAGAACCCUCACCUCAGGAAAAAGGAGAACGAAAACAUCUCUGUAGCUGCAUGUGCUCUCCUGAAUUCAGGAGGUGGAGCAAUCAAGGUGAAAAUUGAAAACGAAAACUAUAGUCUCACUAGAGAUGGCCUGGGAGCUGAUUUGGAAGCCUCUCUUUGUAAAUGUCUGUCGCCCGUCCAGGGCCACCUGGAUUUCACAGAGAGCGAAGGCUACAUUUAUAUCCACGUGAAAUUGUGGAGUCAGGAAAUCUGUGGACCGCCUAUUGGCACCCUGAGAACCAAUUUGUAUGUAAGGUGCAUGUCGUCCUCCAUCCAAGUGAGCGCCGAUGCUGCUCUAGAAUUUCUGCAGGACCUGGAAGAAACUGGAGGGAGACCCCGUGUCAGACCGGAGUUGCCUGCAAGCGUUGCCUGCCCUGAUGUAGAGGAAGAAUGCCACCUGGAGGAUUUGGCAGCUGCAGUUUUCAACAAGACAGAAUUUCAGUAUGAGGAAACUUUCCACUUUACCAGAUCCGCAUAUGUUGAAGUUAUAUCGCUUUCAGCAAAACACCUACGAAAACGUGUCAAAGAGCUCCUCCCUCGAACUGUGUCUGCUUUCGCAAACACGGAUGGAGGAUAUUUGUUCAUUGGUUUGGACAGCAAAACCCAGCAAAUUAUUGGUUUUAAAGCAGAGAAGAGCGACCUUGUGUGUCUAGAGAGUGAAAUAGAAAAGUGCAUCCGACAGCUGCCUGUCAUCCACUUCUGUGAAGAGAAGGAGAAGAUCAAGUACACCUGCAAAUUCAUUGAAGUACAUAAAUCUGGAGCCGUGUGUUCAUAUGUGUGUGCGCUCAGAGUGCAGAGAUUCUGCUGUGCAGUGUUCGCUGCAGAACCUGAAUCCUGGCAUGUGGAAGACAGCUGUGUGAAGAGGUUUACCACAGAGGAAUGGGUGAAGCGCCAAAUAUGGGUGACUUCUGCCCAUAUUUGAGGACCCUGUGGAAAAGCACCCCAAAUAUUCCCUUCCCUCCCCACUCACACUUAGGUAUUGAUGUUUUGUUGCAGUGAUCUAACCCUAUGUGUGACCCCUGCUCUGUGUAAUGUCUGUGUGAAUAAAGUCUUACUGCAGCCCA